GGGAAAGUAAAAAAAUGGUUCUGACUACUAAUUACCCUAUUGGUUCACUCAACGGCGGCGCCUUUGAUGUCGCUAUUUCGGAAUCUGUGACCUUGAUUGAAAGAUUUACAGCUACAGGUCCGUGUAAAGAUCAAAGUAUUUAGUGAAUAUUUCAUAGAAAUGUCGGAAAGAAUGCCUCCGUCUUUGAGUCAAUACUUUGGCGAAAAAACCGACGAUAAAGUAAAGACAAUAGACCUAUCUGAAGAACUAAAUGAAGCUUCCACAAAAAUAACCGACCUUAAACUAGUUGAUGACAAUCUCCCAAGUGCUCAGAAAAAUGAACCAGAAGUGUGUCGCAUAUUCGCCGAAACGCCACCACAGGCCAAAGAUCAGACGACAUCAUUUUUCGAUUUAAUUGGAAACAAUCACAGCGUCUCCAACGGCUUGAUAUCAAAUCUCGACAUAACACCAAACAACGACGAUGGCUUUUGUCCUAGAGUGGCUCUAGGUUCGGAAUCGGACCGCAGGAGAGAUGCGUGGAUACCUAACGAGAGGACCAGACAGUGCCUCAUUGCGUGUUCCACAGCAGCUCCCGGAACGUAUUUUCCGGACAGAGAACUCCUCACCAUGCCUGGAGUCCUACUAGAAGAGGAUUUGGGCGACACUAUUGGGGAAGCAGUCACUUUGUGUCUUGGGGAGGCAGAAGCCGCGCAACGCAGUAUUUUAUCUGAAAGUGACGUCACGCAGGAUGAAAGGGGGCUGAGAGAGUUAGUUCAGGCAGGUUCAUACCGAGCAGCAAUUAAUCUAACUGCGAGACUUUUGACCAUUUAUGGUCAGGGUCGAGGCCGUGCGGGUCAUCCUAGCAAACAUUCGCCUCACUCGUUGCAAUUAUGGUUCACCCGUAUUGCCCUUCUAGUCAAAAUCAAAGCCUUUGGAAUUGCUCAAUCGGAAGCUGCCCCUUUUGGUCAGCUCGACAAACCGGACGUUUUUUACCAAUUUUAUCCCGAGAUGUAUGGGGGUCGUCCAGGCUCCAUUGCUUCGUUUUCGUUUCGUUUACUUUUAAGCGAACUGCCAAUGCAUUGCGGCAAACCCAAUGACUCAUUAACAAAACUGUACAGUAUGAAAUCUACAAUAAAACAAAUGUUGGAUAACUUGAAGCAAGGGCUGAGCGAGGACGGCAGUCCCAUUGAAAUCAGCGAAUUAGAUCGUACGGAUUCAAUCCGACUUUGGAUGGGGCGUGAAACUAGAGUCAUGCACUCUAUUGUUAACUGCGCUCUAGCUUUAAAAGAUUACGAAUUGGCAAUCGUGGUAAUGGAGGAGUUGUGUCACAGGGAUGGCACAGCACGACAUAUGUUAUAUUCAGCUUUAGGGAGGUUGAGACUGCAAGUAGGCGAUGUGGCUGGAGCAGAGACUUGUUUUGAUGAAGCAAGGGCUUUGAGGGGCAAUACGACGGAUUUGAGGGAAUACGUGGAUCGGGGGUUGUUAGCCGUGGCGCAGAAUUCGUUCGAUGAGGCCUACGUCUGCUUCCAGCAAGCCAGUACUCUCGACCCUACAAAUGUUAUGAUCCUUAACAACAUGGGGGUAUGCCUCCUCUACGGCGGCCACCUCAAGGAAGCCAUAAAGGUGUUAGAAAGUGCCAUAGAAUCGAAUCCAGUUCACGCCCUCCAUGAGUCUUUGCUUUUAAAUUUGUGUACUUUGUAUGACAUGGAGUCGUCUAAAGGCCGUAUGAAAAAAUUUGCUCUUUUGAGACAAAUAUCGAGGUAUCAAGCAGAUGCCCCCACGACCAUUCUUGAGAAACUCUAUGGAUAAUUGUGUGGAUUUGUUAAUUGUUUAUCUGUGAUUCCCCUAAGUUAAAUGAUUUUCUUUAGCACUAAUUUAUUUGCAUUUGUGUAAGGCGCAAUUAAUGAUUUUCCAUCCAAAUCAUGGCCUAGACGAAACAAUUUUUAAAUAAAAAUAGGUCAAUAGUUAUCAUCACGUUUUCUUCAACAUCACAAUGAGAUAAGUGCCUUAAAAAUGCAGAGGCAUCUCCUAAUAAUCUCAGUUAAGUGCACCAGUAUGGUUUGAAUAUUCACGUUUCAGUAUUAAAAGUUGCUACUAAAAAUAUUCAUUGGACAAAGAAACUAUUACAAAGUUUUCUAGACGUAGUUAAGGUGGUUGUGCAGGCACAAUAACGUAGAGGUAGGGGUGUUCAAAGUGUUGUGAAUUGUAGCUACUUCUAGAAAUUAUGUCAAACGUCGAAGGAAUUAUUGUAUAUUUUCAUUCAAACCUGUGUGUACGCUACAUUUAUCAGUAAGCAAUAUUUUCAUGAAAUCUGUUACGAAAGUUUAUUUCAAGUUUCACUAUUUAUUACACUGCAUCUCAAUAAAUGUCUACACAAUGAA
Messenger RNA from Tribolium madens (black flour beetle), 2360 nucleotides. RefSeq names its product trafficking protein particle complex subunit 12. The record is from RefSeq and is a predicted model, not a curated record. Bases 160 to 1788 code for a protein of 542 amino acids. NCBI's taxonomy places the organism in Eukaryota, Metazoa, Arthropoda, Insecta, Coleoptera, Tenebrionidae. The transcript has 7 exons. Gene Ontology annotation, cellular component: TRAPP complex; Golgi apparatus. Gene Ontology annotation, molecular function: protein binding.